Molecule: messenger RNA, 2125 nt
Organism: Acyrthosiphon pisum (pea aphid)
Lineage: Eukaryota; Metazoa; Arthropoda; Insecta; Hemiptera; Aphididae
Gene: Hyccin
Product: PI4KA lipid kinase complex subunit hyccin
Exons: 12
Coding region: 485-1951 (488 amino acids)
Biological process (GO): phosphatidylinositol phosphate biosynthetic process; protein localization to plasma membrane
Cellular component (GO): plasma membrane
Source: RefSeq, a predicted model, not a curated record
AUUGUUCUGUGCUUGGUAUAAUCAGUAAUCACGGGAUGGGUUAUUUCAUGCUGUAAUCACUAAUCAUCAAGUAUCAUUACAAUUUCAUUUAUCAAUCGUUUGAGAAUUGAGAGUAGAACAAGAACUACAAAGUACAAGUUGUAGUAGUAUACAUUACACAAUUUACAAUACUACGUUACUAUAUUCAUUAGUACUUUACAGUAUUACAUAGUCAUACUGAUUACAGACCUGGUGAGAGUAAAUGUGUUACUUGUAUUAGUUGUCACUAUACGGGUUAUUGGUGUACUUAAGAUUUAAUAUUUUUAUUUUUUUUGUCUGAGAAAUUUUUAGUGCAUAACUAUACAUGGAAUUAUGGAAUGAAGUUUAUGCACUUCCUGUAUGUGACAUAGAUACACAUCUUUUUGGGUUAAGCUGUAACCUACAGUUUGGUAAUUUUAAAUAAAUUAAAGUAUUAUUGACUAUUUGAAUGUAAUGAGAUUAAAUCAUGGUGGAAAAUGCAGUAAAAGAAUGGUUAUCAGAGUUUGCCACAUUGGAAAAGGACGACUGGGCAACAUUUGCUAUAACAACAUCGCAGAAUAAGACACUUAUAGAAUCAAUAUAUGCUGUACUUGAUGAUAUUCAUAAAUAUUCUAAGUUAGUUGAUCGUAUUUGUGGUGCACUUUUUAAUUGUUAUCGAACUGAAGAAACCGAUUUACAUUUAUUUGUACUACUGUUUAUACCACACUUAACAUACAGUUACCUUAAUUCUAUUGCUCAUGUUGACAAGCAAAGCUGUCGUAGUAUUGAAGCAUUACUAAUUGGAAUUUACAAUCUUGAAGCUGUAGAUGAAAAUAAUACGCCUAGAUUUAUAUCAUUUCGUUUGCCGUCAUUAGCUCAGCCAUCUAUUUACCACGAACCUAGUAGUUUGGCUCCAACUUCAUUAACAGAGACUGCCAUUCGUCGUUUAGAACAAAGAGACACACACCCAGUCCGCCGAGGUCCUUUUAAUCAAAUUGAAAGACUAUCUGCGUCUAAUAGAAUGGAAGUUCUUAGUAACUUAUAUUUUAUUUACUACAAAAAUUUAAAUCUCCUGCCAGAAGUUUAUAAUCCAUUUGAUCGUUUUUAUAGAGUUACAUCUAAAAUGGUUACUCAGGGUUAUUUUCAUAAGCGUUCAACAUCAUUCACUAAUUCUGAUAUAUCAACAUCAACAACAUUACCACGUAUCCCACUUUCUCCAAAAUUCUUAAUUCAUCUACUCUACUGCUUAUAUAUAUCAAUAUUUAAUUGUGGAAAAGCGGAAGCGUUUCAAGCUUUAGAAGACAUUUAUUACCGUGCAUGUUACAGUUGUUAUUGUGAAGUGAUAUUAUUAGCAAAUGCAAUUAAAAAUUCUUGUCAGGGAUCUUUUGAAGGUGGACAAACACCUAAUGUUUCAUCAGUGGGAACACCUGUAAGUAGUAAUACUUGUAGCACACCAGUAUCUAAAUCAAUGAUAACAAAUGCAUCAUUUAGAACUAAAAAGUUACCAGAUGACAUUCCAAUUCAAAAUAUUCAAGGAACUUUUGACGAAAGUGCUGAUGUGGCAAAUUUAUCAUCAAUAACAGAAGAAACUAAUGAUUUAAAAGAUCUGAGUGCUGAAUCAGUACCGGUUAAAAGGAGUUUGCCAAAAAUUGCUGCUAAUUUUGGUAAAAAAACUGCUGAAAAAAUAGCUACUGCCGUUAAAAAUUCUGGAAAUAUAAAAACUUCAAAGUUGAACACGCAAAAUGGCUCUGACAUUUAUGAAACUGAUGAAAGUGGUAUUGAUCUAGCCGGGUCUGACAUAUCUGAUACUAAAACUGGUUUAGGACAUGAUGACAGAACUACUAUGACACCAUUAUUAAAUAGAAGAAAUCCCAGUAUGUCAGUUGAAUUAGAAUCUUCUAGAUCAAUCCAGAUGGGUGUAAACGUAAAGUCUUACAAAGAAAGAUUCCAUUAACUUAUAAGUUAUAACCCUCAUUCUUCACUAUUCAUAUUGAUUGAGAGUACAGCUUUAUGACUUGCAAUCAAAUAAUUUAUUAUAUUGGGCUUAUGGACAAGGAAGUUUGGUUUGGUGUGAUUUUCUUAUAAUGUAUCAAAAUUAUUUAAUAGACCUAGAAUUUUGUUGUGAUAA